Molecule: messenger RNA, 1968 nt
Organism: Culicoides brevitarsis
Lineage: Eukaryota; Metazoa; Arthropoda; Insecta; Diptera; Ceratopogonidae
Product: X-linked retinitis pigmentosa GTPase regulator
Exons: 4
Coding region: 1-1968 (655 amino acids)
Cellular component (GO): cytoplasm
Molecular function (GO): guanyl-nucleotide exchange factor activity
Source: RefSeq, a predicted model, not a curated record
AUGAUUGAUAUUCCAGAAACCGGCGCUGUGUUUAUCAUUGGAGACAGUGGGCUGAAAAACAAUCAGGAAAAUUAUUUUUUCAUCAAAAAUGAUCCCGUGCAGAAAAUUUAUGCGAAUAAUUACGGGCAAAAUGGAGUUGUUUGUGAAUCUGGUCGCCUUUUCGUUUGGGGAAACAAUCAAUAUGGACAAUUGGGUGUCAUGGGACCCUAUAAAGAGGUUGUCACUAAACCAACGCUCGUUCGAGAGUUCAAACUCAUGAAAAUAAAAGUCAAGGACGUCGCUUUUGGAUAUCAAUUCACUGUCGUACUCACAGACAACAACAAAAUCUACUACGCUGGUCGAAGUAUCUUCCCCCCGAAAUCAAUGAUUUUCAGUUUUAAGGAUAAAUUUCAAUCGCAUCCCGACACAACGGAGUUCACCGAUGUCUUUCUCGAGUUGUCCGAAUUCGAUUAUUACACGGAAUUGGAGUUGAAAGAGUUCGAGCGAGUUUUUGCCGGCGGAAAUCAUUUCGUCGUGCAAACGCAAUGCGGCAAACUCAUCGGAUGGGGACAACCAGGCGGCGGGCAAUUAGGUCCUGUGGAUGUUUAUCGCAUGGGACGCGAACCAAUGUACUUGGGAAUGGAAAAUGUCAAGACCGUUAUUUGCGGCAACGAAUAUACUUUGGUGAUAACGAACGCGAAUGAGGUUUUCGUAACGGGAAAAUUUAAUUCGACUUUUCAACAAUUUUUCAAUCAAAUGAACACAAGCAGCAUCGAGGCUCGGAUUGAUUUCAUGCACGUGUCAAUGAUCGAGGAAGUUUGCGUGAUUACGGAUCAACGAGAUAUUUACAUCAGCAAAAGUAACGACAAAUUGAGCGAUUUUUCGUUUCACAAGCUGAAACUCAUGGAACAGUGUGAUCGGAUUGUGCAACUCGAGAGCGGCAGCAAUUUUUUGAGUUUUGUCACGGAAACGGAGAAAUUUUUCACAAAUUUUCGCGAUACCGACGACUUGACGGAAUAUCCGGAAUUUCAUGAGCUCGAAAGAUUCAACAAAUUUCGCAUCACUUCCUUCAAAUGUGGCCUCACGUACGUUUUGGUCAAAGGAAUCCCGAAAACUGGAUACACAAAUAUCGGAAUGGCGAUCGUGGGAGACGAAAAUUGGACAAAUGGCAAUCAAGCAACGGCUACAAUUCGCACCGGAGGCAUUGAUGGGUUCUCUCAGGCAUCGACAAUUCACCCUUACGACGAACAAAUGAACCCGAAUCAACGUUCGCCGCGACCUUUUCAUCAUGCGACGUCACUUCAUGGCAUGAAUUUGUCUCAAGCUCCUCCGAAAAUUCGUUUUAUCGAAGAUGGCAUCGAACGUGAGGCGGAAAUGGCGAGAAUUCGAGCAAAUCCGGCUGCCGGGGUCAAUUUAAAUCAAUAUCUGGGGGCGCCAAUUGCUUAUGAGAUCCCGUUGAACGACACAAAACCUCGUUGCACGAAAGAACAAACACGACGGAUGAUUUUGGCGGAAAACGAGGGAUCCCAAUUUUACUAUCAGCAACAUCCGCAGCAGCAAUAUGUGCAAAAAGUCGCUGCAAAUAAGCCUCGGGUGCGAAUUAAAACGCCGAUGCCGCGUGAAAAAGCCGCUACUUAUCCCCGAAGUCAGUAUUCGUCGGGCCCCUCGACUGCCGAAAGUGAUCACAGUGUCGACGACGACUUGAAUCGCGUGCCGAAAGAGGGAAAAGUGCACAAAUUCUUCCGCGAACUCAAGGAACGUGCACUCGAGUUCGAGGAAAGCUGCAAAGACUCGAACAACGUUGUGCUCGACGGUAAGUCUAAAUCUGUUGUCGGUUGUCUUUGGGCAUCUGGCGCGACAAAUACACUGACGCUCGUUUCAUUACAGACAAAGAGAUACGAACAGCGAAUGACUUGGCGAUUGCUAAACAUCUUCCAAACUCCUUUAUUUGUGUCAUACAAUAAGAAAUUCGUUGAAAUGAAGAAAUAA